Molecule: messenger RNA, 6804 nt
Organism: Gekko japonicus
Lineage: Eukaryota; Metazoa; Chordata; Lepidosauria; Squamata; Gekkonidae
Gene: GOLGA3
Product: golgin A3
Exons: 23
Coding region: 193-4722 (1509 amino acids)
Source: RefSeq, a predicted model, not a curated record
AUAACCGGCUGGAAUUUCUGAGUUGCCUGCAGACAAUGCGGAACUGAGCGGCCCGCUCUAAAACAACAGAUGAAAAAGGGUUAGCAUUGUGUGCCCGUUGGUAGCUGUGCCCCCAAUGGAGAGAAAAAGGACUUGGUAAUUCACUUGGAAGUGAGUUAUUCGGCUGAUGAGAGAGUUCCCAGCGCCUUUGCCAUGGACUCGUCUGUUCUCCUGCUGGAGAAGCCAGCCAGCAAUGGAGCCCCCUGCGGUUCUGAACAGCUUGUGGACCUCGAGGCCAAGUCGGAUUCACUCGCAGGAGGAGAUGGCACAGAGAUUGCUUGUACAAAUGAUGGCCAAGUGCCAACUGAAGAAGAGAGUCUGGCACCGAACAAUGAGGAGAGCCCUUUCCAGAAUGGACCGGCGUCUCGGUUUCCUGAUCUCCCUGCGUCUGUUGAUCUUGCCAGUGGUCCGCGUGGGGAAGAGCCUGUUCCAGGUGUGCCCGGUUUCAAUGCCAACCUAAAGUCGUCUCGGGGAGCUAGUGCUGAGGGCAUAGUUCUUAGGAAAGAAGCGUUGCAGUCCCUCAAACUAAGCCUUCCCAUGCAAGAAACGGAAUUGUGUUCCUCUGAUUCUCCUCUUCCAUUGGAGAGGGAAGAACAGAUCAGACUUCAGGCAAGAAGGCGCCUUGAAGAGCAGCUGAAACAGUACCGUGUGAAAAGGCACCAGGAGAGAAAGCAAUCUAAAACUCGUCCCUCCAGUACCCUCGAUCCUGAGCUAAUGUUCAACCCAGAGAUCUUGCCAAGGGCCAGCACUGUCGCUAUGACAAAAGAAUAUUCCUUCUUGCGGACCAGUGUCCCACGGGGACCUAAGCUGGGAAGCCUGGGUCUUCCGAUGCAGUCUAAAGAGAGGAAAAGUUCCAGAUCUUCCUGGUCAAGUAAGAUCCGAUCCCUGGCUGACUACAGAACUGACGAUGCAGACGGAAGUGCUGGUGGGACUGUUCCAGCCGCCGAUUCGCCCAGUGCUUCUCUAAAGCAAAACAGGAACAGCCUGACUUCAGUCGUGUCUGAGAUCAGGCUGACCCCCGACCCAGACGACCGCCUGGAGAUUUCCUCCUUGGCGGAAGACAGCGUGUCGGAAAUCGAUGGAAGCGACGUCGGAAUGCGGCUGGAUGGCAACGAGAGUGACAGCUCCACCUACAGCAGUGUCUCCGGCAGGGGUCCGCACAGCACUUUACUCAACAUGGAAGGCAAGCAGGCAGUUUCGUUCACUGUGAAUGGCCAGGAGAUUCCUUUGGAUGCCGUCGGACAGUUUCCUUCCAUCAGAGAGGUGUUGCAGGCCGCAGCGAAGGAGGGACACAGCCAGGAUCAGGAGCUGAACGGGGAGGUGAGGAGUCGGAGAGACAGCAUCUCUAGCAGUAUAUCCAUGGAAAGCUCUAUUGUGGGCACACAUGACGAAAUGUUGCAGGUCCUCAAAGAGAAGAUGAGGCUGGAAGGCCAACUCGAAGCGCUGUCGUUAGAAGCCAACGAGGCUCUUAAAGAGAAGACAGAAUUACAGACCCAGCUUGCUGCUUUGAAUAUGAAGCUUCAGGCCCAGAUGGAACACAGUCAAAGCAGCCAACAGAAACAGGACUCCCUGAACUCGGAGGUGGCCACCUUGAAGCAGUCUUGCUGGGAUCUGGAGCGGGCCAUGGCGGAGCUGCAGACUGCCUUGGAGGCCAAGAAUGCCAGCCUGGCUGCUUCUAACAAUGAUUUGCGGGUGGCAGAAGAACAGUACCAAAGACUCAUGGGGAAAGUGGAGGACAUGCAGAAAAGUGUCCUCAGCAAGGAUAGCGCAGUUCAUGAUCUCCGACAGCAGCUUUCAUCUUUGCAAAGCCAGCUCCAGCAGGUGCAGUUGGACCGCACAACAUUGACCAACAAGCUGAAAUCGUCUCAAGCAGAGAUCGUGUCGCUUCAGAAAGUACGGCAGUGGUACCAGCAGCAGUUGGCGGUAGCACAAGAGGCGAGGGUCAGGUUGCAGAGCGAAAUGGCAAACAUACAGGCUGGGCAGAUGACUCAAGUAGGUCUGCUUGAACACCUCAAGUUAGAGAAUGUAACACUCUCUCAUCAGUUAACGGAGACUCAACACAGAUCCAUCAAAGAGAAGGAGCGGAUAGCCUCACAGCUGCAAAAUAUUGAGGCUGACAUGUUAGAUCAGGAAGCAGCCUUUCUGCAGAUCCAGGAGGCCAAGACCAUGGUGGAAGAGGACCUGCAGAGAAAACUGGAGGAGUUCGAGGACGAGAAGGUGCAACUCCGAAAAAUGGCAGACUCUGCAGCAACGUUGGAGCAGGAGCUAGAGCAGGUGAAAUUAACACUGCACCAACGAGAUCUCCAGGUGGAAGCUUUGCAGCAGGAGCAGCUGGAUCUUAUGAAGCAGCUGACUUCCACGCAAGAGACGCUGCAGACCCGCGAGGAGUCCUUGAGUGACCUUCAGACCCGUUACGACGAUGUGGAGGCCAGGCUGGCGGAACUGCAGGGGGAGGCCGCCGCCAAGGACGAGACCAUCCAGUUUUUGCAGAAUGAGAAGAUCGUCCUGGAGGUAGCCCUGCAGGUAGCGAAAGCAGGGAAAGAAGGCCUCAAUGAAGGAGUCAAGCAUUUAGGAGAAGGCGCCGAGGCAGUAUCGGACACAUUGGAGCAACUGAAGCAGGAACUCGCUAUAAAAUCGAGUCAGGUGGAGAAUCUGCAGCAUGAAAGCGCAAGUCUUAAGAAGCAAGUGCAGAAGGUGAAAGAGCAGUUUCUGCAGCAAAAGGUGAUGGUGGAAGCUUACCGCAGAGAUGCGAGCUCGAAGGAUCAGUUGAUCAGCGAGCUGAAAGCUACAAAGAAGAGGCUGGACUCUGAAAUGAAGGAACUGAAACGGGAGCUCCUGCAGCUUCAGGGACAGAAGAAAUCUGUGGAGGUGGAAAAAUCAAGGCUGGAGAAGGAAGUGUCUCAGGUUCGGCAGCAGAUGGAAGAAUUGGAGAGCCAUCUUCACGCAGCGCAGAGGGAACGAGACGACAUGGAGACCCGGCUUCAGUCUUUGCAGUUCGAUCAAGAACAAAUGGCUGCUCUCAGCCAGACGAAUGAGGUACUAAAGCAGCAGGUAGAGGAAAUGCAACGGGAAGCCAAAACGGCCAUUACCGAGCAGAAGCAAAAAAUGAAGCGACUGGGGUCUGAUCUGAACACGGCACAGAAGGAGAUGAAAGCGAAGCACAAAGCCUACGAGAACGCUGUCGGAAUCCUGAGUCGGCGGCUGCAGGAAGCCCUCACUGCAAAGGAAGCAUCGGAAGCAGAGCUGAGCAAACUAAAGGCACAGAUCACCGAUGGAGAACACAGCCAGGCAGGCCAGGAAAGGAUUCAGGCUCUGGAGGUGGAAUUGCAAGCUCUUGUCCACAGCAAGAUGGUGCUCGAAAAGGAACUGCAAGAAGUGAUAUCCGUCACCAGCCAGGAGCUGGAGGAAUACAGAGAGAAAGUCCUCGAACUUGAAGAUGAGCUUCAAGAGUCAAGGGGCUUCCGGAGGAAGAUAAAGCGCCUGGAAGAAAUAAACAAGAAGCUGUCGCUUGAACUCGAGCAUGAACGCGGGAAACUUACCGGUCUCGGUCAGUCUAAUGCCGCUCUGCGGGAACACAAUCGCAUCCUCGAAGCAGCGCUGGGCAAGAGAGAGGCGGAUCUGGUGCAGCUUAAUCUUCAGGUGCAAGCAGUUCUGAAGCGCAAAGAGGAAGAGGAUCAGCAAAUGAAGCAACUCAUUCAAGCCUUGCAGAUGGCCCUAGAAAAAGAGAAGACGAAAGUGAAGGACCUUAAAGAACAGGUCGCAACGGCCAAAGUGGAGGCAGCCCAUAAUCGCCGUCACUAUAAAGCAGCUGCCCUUGAGCUCAGUGAGGUGAAGCGAGAGCUGCAGGCCAAAGAAGCGCUCAUCCAAGCCCUUCAGGCCGAAGUGGACAAGCUUCAGGCCAGUGAAGGGAAGCAUUCCGAGGAAGUGUCCCAGUUCCAGCAGGAGCUGGCGGAAGCCCGGUCCCAACUUCAGCUCCUGCAGAAGCAAUUGGACGAGCAGCUCAGCAAGCAGCCUGUAGAAAAUCAAGAGGUUGAAGACCUGAAGUGGGAGGUAGAUCAGAAGGAGAGAGAAAUCCAGGCCCUGAAGCAGCAGCUGGACCUGACAGAGCAGCGCAACCACAAAGAGUUAGAAGGCGUACAGUUGGUGCUGCAGAAUAUCAAGGCUGAGUUGGAGAUGGUUCGAGAUGAUCUGUCCUUAACCCAGAAGGAUAAGUUCAUGCUUCAGGCAAAAGUGACCGAACUGAAGAACAGCAUGAAGACGCUGCUCCAGCAGAACCAGCAGCUGAAGCUGGACUUGAAACAUGGGAAGAUGAAGAAGAGGAAAGAACUGAAGGGAGACACAAAUUCUUCAAAUCCCGUGACUCCGGUGAAGAUCCCCGACUGCCCUGUCCCUGCGGCAUUGCUGGAAGAGCUGUUGAAGCCCCCAACAGCAGUGAGUAAAGAGCCUUUAAGAAACCUCAACAGCUGCCUCCAGCAACUCAAGCAGGAGAUGGACAGUCUUCAGCGUCAAAUGGAGGAGCACACGAUCACGGUACACGAAUCAAUGUCUUCAUGGACACAGAUAGAAGAGCAGUUAACAGACCUUUCUACAGCCUCCUCUGCAUCAGGCAACCAGGAACUUCCCAAUAGAGAUCUAAAGAUGCAUAAUCACGAUGCAGGGGGGAAAAAAGGGUUAAUGCAGUGACCUCGGUUCUCCUUGCUUCACUUGAUAACUGCUCUAAGUAUGUAAAAAAAAAACCUUUUAUCGACACAUUUGUGAGGUUUUUUUAGAACAGACUUCUGAGUUCUCUGUCUUUCUUUUUAAUAACAGAAACGAAAAUAGGCAAAAUGUUAUUUGAAGGCAAAACUUUAUUAACCUUUCUUUAAAUCCAUUUUAUCUGAGAGAGAGUCAUAAUUUGGUAGGGAGUUGUGACUUCAGUGCACCAAGAAGGCUCCAAGGGAAAUAUUUUCUCUUUCUCCCUGCCACCCCCAAUUCGGUAACGAACAGAGACAGAAUUGGGUUGCAAAAGGAAUUGGGUUUCAUGACGAUGGCGCUUUCCCCCCAGAUGUUGCACCCACACUUAUCAGGAGUGCACGCUACCAGUGAUCUUUCAGAUACACUACGAAAAUCUGGUGGUUGGUUGUACGUGCCAAAGAGGUUUGUGCUUGCAAAAAGAAGCAUGUUGCUCCAUUCAGACAAGAUGGCAACUGCAUAUAUUGGGAGGAUCCAUAUGUGAUUACUGGCCUCCCAGUAUGCGUGGAUGUAACAUCUGAAAAGACUACUUUUUGUGCCUCUUUUGAAUUGGCAACUGUCUUCAAUAAUGACUCAGUCUGGAUCAGAUUUUGGAAUAUGAGUCAGCUUGUUGCACCUGGUGACUUUUGAUGUUUCAUUUCAGUCUUUUGUAGAGAGACACCAUUGAUUCGUUGCAUUAACAAUAGCAGAUGAUCAAUAUGAAACAUAUCUUCCCUGUAACCAUGAAUCUCGAAGCCACACGCUCUGAAGUAGCCCCAUUGCAUCAACUGGGUCUGCUUCAGAGUAAACAGAUUGCACAUCCACAACCAAAAGCCAGAAGAAAGCUUUGUUUUACUUUGGCAGAUUUAUUUGCACUUUUUUGGGGUACAGAGUGGGGGAUUAGGCAGGAAACAACUCCAGUGCCGGAUCCAUAUAAAUACAAAACCCGUUCUGCCCUGGAGUAUCCGUUUUAAGGGGCUUAUAUAUUAUAGGUCACAAACUGCCAGGGUUUGAGUUUUUGUUGCUGUUUUAAAAUGUAAUUACAUCUUGGUGUUUGGAAAAUAUUGUAUAUAAGGGGCUCAGGAAAGCUAGCCCGAAAAUCAGAGCUUUUUAGCAAUGUAAUUAAUUCAGUUAUCGAAUCUUUCAAAGACGAAUGUUAUAUAUUGCCUAUAGACCUCUAUUUGUUAGCUUUAACUCCUCCCCUCCUUCCUUCUAAUGACUGAUUAGGAGCUUGGUGCUCAUGUAACCUUCUCUGCGGACACACCUGCUGAGCUAACAUCAGCGGGCUGAAGAAACAUGCCUUAGACUUUUCUUCCGUUCCUGCCCCAUAGCUGAUGAUGCAAAGACUUGCCCCGCGCUCACUAGAUUUCAAAGCAAACAGACCCGGCUUUUCGGGCUUCGUACUUUGAACUGCACUCUAGGAUGUGCUAGAGAAAAUUCCAGCUAGGAGAAUGAGUGGGCAUGUAGGAUGAACCGUGUAGAGGCUGAAAAGGUGUGGAAGUCUAGGCUGUAGUGUUCAGUUCACUGAGCCUUUAACAUUUGGAUCACUCCUCUCUUCAACAUCCAAAGCAACCAUGGGUAUGUUGUACUAAAUGUUACAGAGAUGAGGGAACUGGGCAUACAGCUGCUGUUUUCAGCAGCAGCUAUGUGUACAUUACAAUGUCCGUUUCCAGCUUUACGACAGGGUAGAUCUAUUCGUGGCACAUAGGAAAAAUCUAGAGGAUUUCUGCCCCUGGAAAGAGCAUGAUCUGCAAAUUUGUUUUUAAUCAAAUUUCUCAAAGGCAGGUACAUUUUUUUGGAGGAUAACGUUUGCUUUACAGUGCCAUCCUAAGCAAAGUUACACCAUUCUAAACCCACUGACUUCAUCAGGUGUAACUCUGCUUAGGAUGACACAGUUAACAUGGGUGUGUUUCAGAUGAUCCAGUUCACAUAACAUCCAGCAAUGCUACUGAAGUUUUGCUGUAGUGGCCCAACUCUAACUUUUCUUCAAUGACUUUUUUCCAUUUUGCUUUUUAAAAACUGACUGAUUCUGCAGCUUCUUUUCUUACUUGCAUC